AUGUUUGAACACGCAAUUGUCUUAUUUAUGCUGUUUAAUGCAUUAGUAGAAAUUUAUCUUACACUUCGAAAUAUUAUUUCAUUAUUUAAAGAAAGAUCCAAAGUCGCUAAAAGUUUAUCAACAGAAGAGGAGUACAAGCAAAUGCAGGAUUACAACAAGGAUAAAUUUUUUUUCUCAAUUUUUAAAUGUAUAAUUUUAACAAUCAAGGAGGUUAUUAUUGUUAAAUACAGAAUCAAUCAGCUGUUGUAUGAUAAUUAUUUUAGAAAUUCUUACAUGAGUCAAGUAUUUUUUUUUCUAGCUAACUAUAACUUAAAUACUAUUUUUGACAUUCCUUUUCGCUUGUACAGUACAUUUCGCAUUGAACACAUUCAUGGAUUCAAUAAGAUGUCUCUUCUUUUGUUUUUUACAGAUCUUGUAAAAAGUACGUUAAUUUUUAAUAUAAUCUUUUUUUUUAUAUUACAUGUUGCGCUGAAUCUUAUUUCAAGUUAUCUAAACUCAUUUUGGUUAUAUUUGUGGGUAUUUAUGUCUAUCACACAGCUUGUCAUGGUAGUAAUUUAUCCUGUUUAUAUACAGCCACUAUUUAAUAAGUUUACUGAACUUGAAGAAGGAACUUUAAAAGAGAAAAUUACUAGUCUUUGUAAAAAGAUAGGAUUUAAAGCAUCUAAAGUUCUAGUCAUGGAUGGAUCUAAAAGAUCUUCUCAUUCCAAUGCGUAUUUUAUAGGUCUUUUUAAAGAAAAGAGAAUAGUGCUUUAUGACACGUUAAAGAAUCAAAUGGAUGAAGAUGAGAUACUUGCUGUUCUUUGCCAUGAAUUUGGCCAUUGGUACAAAAGUCAUACACUUAAGCUUGUUUUUUGUGCCUUAAUUCAACAAUUAUUUUAUUUUUGGUCUACAAAUCAGUUACUUAAUAACGAGUAUUUUAGCAAGGCAUUAUUUUAUCAGAAUGAACCACUGAUUAUAAAGUUAAUGUAUGUUGUUUAUUUUUUAAAUAUUGCAGAAAUACCUAUCUCUUUGUCUAAUAAUGUUUUAUCGAGAAGUUUUGAAAGGGAGGCAGAUGUUUAUGCUGUUAAACAGGGUUAUGGAAAAGAGCUUUCUAGUGCAUUAGUUAAGCUAAGUAAGGAAAACAAAGGUAACUUAUCUCCUGAUAGCUUGUAUUCUACAUUUUACAACAGUCAUCCUACUGUUGUAGAGAGAAUGCAAUUAAUUGAAGAUGAAAUGAAGAAAAUUAAAUAA
Messenger RNA from Vairimorpha ceranae, 1230 nucleotides. Its product is annotated as caax prenyl protease 1. The record is from RefSeq and is a predicted model, not a curated record. Gene Ontology annotation, biological process: CAAX-box protein processing. Gene Ontology annotation, cellular component: endoplasmic reticulum membrane. Lineage: Eukaryota; Fungi; Microsporidia; Nosematidae. The transcript has a single exon. Gene Ontology annotation, molecular function: metalloendopeptidase activity. Bases 1 to 1230 code for a protein of 409 amino acids.